AUGUCGACAGAAAGCACAAAUCAGAACACUCCUAUUGAGGUUUGAACUAAAAAAAAGCGGUUCCAAUUAUCAUUCUUUUUAUUUUAGACAUCCUCUACUUUUCCGGGCAGUCAAGAGCAGCCACCUAUCGCACAGUCGACAAAAAUUCCGAUUUCCGUAGGAUCUCAACGAGACGAUUGGCGUGACACAGCAUGUGCGCUGAUUUACGAUGCGUUGACAGAAAAGAACAAGGUCCCGUCCAGUGCACUCACUCCUUCCAGAAUUAUCUUUUUGCAGAAAGUCUUUGAUAUUUUCAUAGAACAGUUUUUGAGCGUCAAGAAACGUCUGGAAGAAGAUGAAUUCAAAACAAAAUCUUCUUUCGAGCUCGCUAUGAAAGAGGUAUGAAGUACAUUGAACUUUCGUGUAUUUCUAAUUAAACUUACAGAUUGCCGAAUUGGCAAAAAACGUACACUUUCGUGGAUCUAAAACGUACCAAAAGGCACAAUACUUGCAAAUUUACUUUCGCCUUCAUUGGGACUCGGUAGUCAAUUGGACUUGCAGUGAGAUGUAUAUCGCUGGCGUUCGUCGAGAACUUGUACUUUCUUGUUUUGUCUGCACGUGUAACAUUUUGGUUUCAGGAUAGACUGCACAGAAAAUUGAGGCCGAAUGAGAGUAUACAAUUCUUCCUUGAACCGAAACCCGUCUUGCACAAUCAGUAAUUGUCUCGUCAAACCUCUUCAUUACCCUCUCCGGACGGCGCGAACAUCGAGAAGAGAAUCGACGCAAUCUUCUGUCGAAAAAAUUCAUCAAUGCAAAGAGUCUGAACACAGAAUUGUCGUCCCCAUAAACUAUAAAGCACUUUUUCAUUUUGUGUUCCGAGUGAUCUUUUUUUGGAGCGAGAAUGUUAUCCGCAUUUCUCUUCAGUCAAAAAGUACACUCUGGGAGUUUUUAGUCAGAAGAUUUUAUAAGGUAUUCGUUCCAAAAAAUGUUCGUCCUUCUUGAUAUUCUCUCCUUUUUCGCUUUUUACGUAGGUUAAGACAUGUUAUUGUUUUAGAAAAACGACGCAAUAAAACUGUUUGAUUCGAUUUUGUUUCUAGCUGUUCAGCCCCCAUUUUCCAUCCCACUCUUUAUGAUUUUGCGAUUGUUCAAACAUCGCUUCUUCCCCAUCCCCUCUCCAUCUUCCCAAUCUUCUUACAGUUCCGACAUUCUCUCUCUCUCUCUCUUUUUUUCUCAAUUUUUUGCGAGCGCACAUGAAAGUCUCUUCAAAUUCACAGAAUCAAGCGAAUCUGACUGGAAGCACUUCAGAUGUCCCUCCGGAUUACCAUUUUGCAGAACUGAAAGACCACGUCGGAACCGCUGAAUUGUGACGCAUUCCAUUGCAGAGACUAAUCUCUUGGGUAAUGCCAAUGUUCAAUGUGCCAAAUUGGAGGCGCAGUGAAGCGAAGGUAUCAAAACAGCUAUCCCGCGGAGGUUUGUUUUAAUGAAUUCUUUUGUCAGCACGUGAGCAAAUGCGGUUCGAGGCGAGAUGAAGAACUUGAAGACGGCGAAAUUGUGGAGGGCGCCUGUGACGAAAAAGUUGAGAGAGGCGAAGAAAAAGCGCAGCGCGCCUUCAGAAACAGCGAGCAACGUGUGAAAAACAUACACCACUCCCAUUCACUGAAAAUGCUUGUCCAUCAACAACAGGUAAAAUGUUAAGCUUUUGAGUUAACUUUUUCCUGUGAUUCUAACUUUUACACAUGCAAUCCAGCCUUUUCAGUGUAGACCGGAACACAUGCCGAGUAAGCCGUCGAAAAGAUAUUUUGAAGAGACGAAGAAUCACUCUGGAAAAGAGCGCAGUGACAGCAAGAGAUCCCGAGAAACGCAAUCGAAAAAGGUGAGAAACAGAAAGCCGGUCCAGGCUUUUCGGAAGCCUGCAGAAUUUAGAUCCACUUGCAAUAAUUUGAUCAGACGCAGACGUUGCAGACUUCUUGGACUCGAAUUGAAAGAAAUUUAGAUCCCAGUUUCGAACUGACCGGAUCAUUUACACAGGGGAUAUGCAGAUGUGAGGCCAAAAAUGCCGUAUCCGAUUGGUCUGAAACUUGGAACCAAAAUAGUUCAAUCCAACUGAAAAGUUUGGGUCCGAUCAGAUAAUUAAAAGAAAGUCUAAAGUCCAGGCCUCAGCAAGCCUUUUGCGCAGCCCCGGUGAGAAGCAAAAUCAUGAAACUAGUAAUUACGUCUUCAAAAAGUCUCAACCCGGGUCUAGCCAAUUUUGAAAUUUCGGGCAAUUAGUACGUGUGCAUAAAAUGAAUGAUACGACAUCUCUUAUUUUCAGAAUGUCGAUUCAGCAAUCAAGUCAAGAAAUGAAACAAAAACAUCCAGAGAUACUCUGCCAAAUCAUUCCAUUAAGGAGCACCCAAACAAUCACAUCAACACCAAUAUCUAUGAAAAUGCAAUUGACGAAGCGCUACCAAACAUGACGUAUGAUUGUGUUUUAUAUAAUUACAUUGAAAAUUCGAACAGACAUGCUGUAAACCAUCCAGUAGCCGUUGACGAGCUGUAUGACCCGGAAUACGAGAAGUACUUCAAUAUCCUAUUGAGAAUUAUGGAACCGGCAUCUUCUAGAAACGUGAGUGUUAUAGAAAAAACAAAAAACCUUUGACUACAUUUAGAAUGGCUCAUUAUACGGAACCCUGCUAGAUAAGGCGAGAAGAGAAAAGAAGCAAAAGUGGUUGGAUAGCGCGAUCAGAUUAAUACGCGUCAUGCUACAUGACGUAACCUAAUGAAGCAUUACGUUAUUCUCAAAAUCGAUAAUUUGUUUCAGGAUAAUUUGGACCUAUUCUCCGGACAGUUCCGAAAAAUCAAAAUGCGCCUUUAUGAAGAAAGGUAUGAGACGAAAGCAUCGUUCGAACAUGAUAUCAACGAGGUGAAAAACAUUUGUUUUCCUUUUGUCCAAUUCUCAAUUUAGAUAGUUGAAAUGACUAAACAGACUAGUCAAAUCGAAACGACACUAUUCAUCAAAGCGGAAUACUUAGAAAUGUUCUUUCGAUUAUAUUGGGACAGCAGACAGAACUGGGCCUACGGGAAAACAGAACUCAAAGUAGUUCGCGCCAGUUUGGUCAGUGACAAAUCUGAGAUAUUUUUAUUCAAAACCAAUUUUAGAAGACGAUUCGAAAUGCCAUUGGUGCAAAAGAAAAUGUGUAG
This is a messenger RNA of Caenorhabditis sp. 36 PRJEB53466, 3159 nucleotides long. NCBI's taxonomy places the organism in Eukaryota, Metazoa, Nematoda, Chromadorea, Rhabditida, Rhabditidae. The record is from the annotation of a GenBank genome assembly.